AUGUCAAAGUCACUGCAUUCGCCCACAGCGCGACUAUUGCAGUCUUCGCGACUAUUCUCGCUUCCACGACCUCUUCCAUCGCCAGCCCUCGACAAUGCAUCCGCUGCUGGGCAAUACCGCAAUUCUGACAGUGCAACACUGCCAUACCCAAUCUAUCAAGCCAUAACUACUCCGGCGCCAGCUCAGUUCCGUGGCGAUUGGGGGUUGAAACGAUCGAUACCCAAGAAGAAACUUCUUGCCACCACCCAUUCGAACACUUCGGUCAUCAGAGUCGGGGCUCAGGAUACUUGGGAACACAUCACAGACUUCGAGAGCGCUGGCGAUCAUGUCCAGACUGAGCGGAAAUGGAGGCAGUUAGGCAUUCCUCUCGUGAUCAAGGAGCCCAGAAGCACUUAUUCCAACGAGCGAGGAGCACCACAAAGUGUUUACGAUGAGGAUGUCGACAACACAGAUCGGGAUUCCAAAGCAAAGCAAAGAUGGAAGUACGAUGGGCCUUGGAUACCAGGGAUGGACGAGGGAGAAUUUGAAGACUACAUUACUCGCAGACUGAGCAAACGAAAAGCUGAAUUCGCGAAAUUUGUGAUGACGCGCAUUCUGGAAAGGCGGAUACACGAUGAGGAGAGGCGAAAUCGUGAGAUGGGGCUGAGCCCAACUCUCAAAUCUAAGCGAAUAUCAGAGCUGCAUAAAGAGGUGAAAGCGAAUUACGAAACCGAGGUGAAGAAGAUGCGCGAUGAUCACGUUGUUCAGAAUCUGGGCUCCGAGAUGACAGCGGCCAUCUGUGAUUUCUUAGAUCUGCCGGGCAUUCGCAUGACUGGUGCUACUUCAUCAGCGAAGACGGCCGGUCUCAGGAGUAUCGUAGCAGACGUGGUGUCAGACGCUGGCCCACCAUCGACACACCCAGGUGCUGGUCUCUCGCACAUUCGAAGCAAUGCAUUCAUGGAGAAUCACCCGUACUGGGGGCCGCAAGCACAUAGAACACCUGUCAAGGCUCGUGCUGAUCGAAUGACGCACGUUCUGGAUGAGAAUCUGUCUGGCGGAAACAAGAUCUGGGUGCAGCCAGAGACUGCCAGCAUUGAUGAGAAUGGCCGCAUCCAGCUUCAAGUGAGUCGUGGUGACAAGGAGGCUAUUGCUGUGAAGAAGAACGAAGUCGAGCAAAUUCAUGCGGCUAGGAGUGCCAGCUUUACCGGAGCUGGAUAUGUUCCUCGCCCAGGACCUGGCGAGGCUGCGAACUAUGGGUACAGCCUUCCGGACACCAGACCUCAGCAGAUCCGACAACCUAGAUCGAGGGUGGGCGGAUUUGAUGCAGAGUUGGGCAGAGCGCCUCAGCAGGGGCCCAUGGGCGCGGAGGAUGCCACGGCCAAGAUCAAAGAAUUGUUGUAUCGCGUAUCGGGGAAGAGGUAG
Pseudocercospora fijiensis CIRAD86 is the source of this 1401-nucleotide messenger RNA. RefSeq lists its product as uncharacterized. The transcript is spliced from 3 exons. Gene Ontology annotation, molecular function: structural constituent of ribosome. Bases 1 to 1401 code for a protein of 466 amino acids. Gene Ontology annotation, biological process: mitochondrial translational initiation. The record is from RefSeq and is a predicted model, not a curated record. NCBI's taxonomy places the organism in Eukaryota, Fungi, Ascomycota, Dothideomycetes, Mycosphaerellales, Mycosphaerellaceae. Gene Ontology annotation, cellular component: mitochondrial small ribosomal subunit.